AGUCUCAGCGGGGCUCAGUAGCUGGCUUCCCAGCUAAGCCAAGCCAGGCAGGGCUACCCUUGGCAGGUGGUACAGAAUGGAGCUGCGACCCUACCAGUGGGAGGUGAUCAUGCCUGCCCUGGAGGGCAAGAAUAUCAUCAUAUGGCUACCCACGGGCGCUGGGAAGACCCGGGCGGCUGCUUAUGUGGCCAAAAGGCAUCUUGAGACCGUGGACGGAGCCAAGGUGGUCGUACUGGUCAACAGGGUCCACCUGGUGACGCAGCACUGUGAGGAGUUCAGGCGCAUGCUGGAUGGGCGCUGGGCCAUUACAACCCUGAGUGGGGACAUGGGGCCCCGGCCCGGCUUCAGCCACGUGGCCCAGAGGAAUGACCUGCUCAUCUGCACGGCCGAGCUGCUGCAGAUGGCCCUGACCAGCCCUGAGGAGGAGGAGCACGUGGAGCUCAAUGCCUUCUCUCUCCUCGUGGUGGACGAGUGUCACCACACGCACAAAGGCACCGUCUACAACAGCAUCCUGAGCCGGUACCUGGAGCACAAAUUCAGGGGCACACGGCAGCUGCCCCAGGUGCUGGGCCUCACGGCCUCCCCAGGCACCGGCAGGGCCACCAAACUCGAUGGAGCCAUUGACCACAUCCUGCAGCUCUGUGCCAACCUGGACACGUGGCGCAUCAUGUCACCGCAGAAGCACCUGCCCGAGCUGCAGGAGCACACCCGCCAGCCCUGCAAACAGUACGACCUCUGCCACAGGCGCAGCCAGGACCCGUUUGGGGAAAUGCUGAAGAAGCUCAUGGAACAAGUACACGACCACCUGGAGAUGCCUGAGUUGAACCAGAACUUCGGGACGCAGAUGUACGAGCAGCAGGUGGUGGAGCUGAGCCAGGCCGCCGCCGAGGCCGGGCUCCUGGAGCGGCGGGUGUACGCGCUUCACCUGCGACGCUACAACGACGCGCUGCUCAUCCAUGACACGGUCCGUGCUGUGGACGCCAUGGCUGUGCUGCAGGAUUUCUAUGACGGGGAGCGAGCCACCAAGACCCAGUUCCUGCGUGCUGAGCGCUGGCUGCUGACGCUGUUCAAUGACCACAAGAACAAGCUGGCCCUCCUGGCCGCUCACGGCCCAGAGAACCCGAAACUGGAGAUGCUGGAGCAGAUCCUGCAGGAGAAGUUCGGGAGCUCCGGCAGGCCCCGGGGCAUCAUCUUCACCUGCACCCGCCAGAGCGCGCACUCCCUCCUGCUCUGGCUCCAGCAGCAGCCCGCUCUGCAGGCGGUGGACAUCAGGGCCGAGCUGCUGAUUGGGGCUGGGCACAGCACCCAGGGCAUCCAUAUGACCCAGAAGGAACAGCAGGAUGUGAUUCGCAAGUUCAGGGAUGGCACCCUCAACCUCCUGGUGGCCACGAGUGUGGCGGAAGAGGGACUGGACAUCCCCCAGUGCAACGUGGUCGUGCGCUAUGGGCUCCUGACGAACGAGAUCUCCAUGGUCCAGGCAAGGGGUCGAGCUCGGGCCGACAAGAGUGUCUACUCGUUCGUGGCAAUCCAGGGCAGUCGGGAGGUGCGGCGGGAACAGACCAACGAGGCACUGGAGACUCUGAUGAAACGGGCCGUGGCUGCCGUGCAGGAGAUGGACCCGGCUGAGUACCAGGCCAAGAUCCGGGACCUGCAGAGGGAGGCCCUGGUCAGGCGAGCGGCCCAGGCGGCCCAGCAGGACACUCGGCGGCGGCAGUUCCUGGCCGAGCACGUGAAGAUCCUCUGCAUCAACUGCACGGUGGCUGUGGGCUACGGAAGCGACCUGCGGAAGGUGGAGGGCGCCCACCACGUCAACGUGAACCCCAACUUCUCGAUCUACUACAAUGUCUCCACCAAGCCUGUGGCCAUAGACAGAGUCUUCAAGGACUGGAUGCCUGGGGGUGCCAUCAGCUGCAAGAACUGUGGGCAACCCUGGGGUCUGCAGAUGAUCUACAAGUCAGUGAAGCUGCCGGCGCUCAAAGUGUGCAGUGUCCUGCUGGAAACGCCACAAGGACGGGUCCAGGCCAAGAAGUGGUCCCGCGUGCCCUUCCCGGUACCUGACUUCAACUACAUGCAGCACCUGUCGCAACUCUCCCUGGAUUGACCAUUUUGUCCCUGCAGUAUCCAGCUCGGGCUGUAGGGGGCGCGAGAAUCCGCAGCAGCCACCAGCUUCCCCUGAGCAAAGUCUGGGUGCAGGACCCCGCUCCCUGAGUCACCAGCUCGGGACUUCUUGCUGACCGACCACAGAGGAACCCCAGGUGCCCGAGCUGGUUUCGCUUCCCACACUGAGGAACCAGCUGAAGGGCCACAGCCCAGCCCCUGACCCCACUUACACCCACCCAGGAGCUUUCCUACACACUGGAGGGAGUGUGGUUGGGGGCGGGGCGGGGCGGGGGCAGGGCAGAGAACUGAGUCAGGAGAAUGGCCAAACUGUACAGGACAGCGUCCUUGUCCGUGGUCUCGCUUUUGCACUUUGUUAUAAUUAACUGCGGUCCAAAAACUAUUCAGUGGAAAAUUCCAGAAAUAAACAAUUUAUAAGUUUUGAAUUGCA
Messenger RNA from Phyllostomus discolor (pale spear-nosed bat), 2548 nucleotides. It is a transcript of the gene DHX58, whose product is annotated as DExH-box helicase 58. Bases 77 to 2101 code for a protein of 674 amino acids. Lineage: Eukaryota; Metazoa; Chordata; Mammalia; Chiroptera; Phyllostomidae. Gene Ontology annotation, cellular component: cytoplasm. The transcript is spliced from 13 exons. Gene Ontology annotation, molecular function: ATP binding; zinc ion binding; hydrolase activity. The record is from RefSeq and is a predicted model, not a curated record. Gene Ontology annotation, biological process: response to virus; positive regulation of interferon-beta production; innate immune response.